Messenger RNA from Strongylocentrotus purpuratus (purple sea urchin), 4542 nucleotides. RefSeq lists its product as uncharacterized. Lineage: Eukaryota; Metazoa; Echinodermata; Echinoidea; Camarodonta; Strongylocentrotidae. Gene Ontology annotation, biological process: transmembrane transport. Gene Ontology annotation, molecular function: transmembrane transporter activity. The transcript is spliced from 7 exons. The record is from RefSeq and is a predicted model, not a curated record. Bases 2 to 829 code for a protein of 275 amino acids.
CAUGUUGAUAUCACGUGGAGGAGGAGGGGGGUCUGGGGAGUACAUGUCGGCCCUUCCCCAGGAUGAGGCCUACAUGCAGCACAAUGGGGGCAUCGUGACGGGAGAGGAAGGGGAUGAAAAACCGCCCGGUUUCUGCUGGUCACUCAAUGAAUGCCUUACAGAGGAGAUUGUAGUUCUUCUUGCCGUACAGUUUGUGUUUUACUUUAAUCAGCCAGGGUUAGAGACUGCUGUGGUGCCACUGAAUGAGCAUUAUCUAAACUUCACUGAAAUUGAUAACAGUAUUUUUUACUGUGUUUGUGGAGUUGAGCUCCUGUUUUUCUUUGUAGUGGUGAAGGUAAUGAGCAAGAGGGUUUCUGAUCGGAUGAUCCUUCUCAUAGGUCUUAUCAUCGAGACACUAUCGCUAGGAUUGCUUGCCAUCUUCGUUCCUCGAUUGAUACCCGGCAAUGUAUCUAAGAACCUGCCAAUGUUCAUCAUAUGCUGUGGCAUCCAAGUAUCUGGUCUAGCGUUCUUAGCCGUGUCCAUCAUCUCUCUUUUCUCAAAGAAGGUGCCGCAAAAAAUACAGGGUUUCAGUCAAGGUGUCCGUCGAGCCACUGGGGGCCUAGCCACCAUCAUGGGGCCGUUAUGGAGUGGAUCGACCGUAGAGCAACCUUUCCUCAUGCUCAUUGUCAUGGUGGUUCUCUUUGUUUUGGCCCUGGUAAUGGUUCUGGCAUCUUGGAAGCGUCUCAAAACAAAGUCUGAACCCGCGGGAAAAGGCUUCCCGUCACCCUCCAACAUUCUCAACGUUGAGAGCGAAACAGAGCCUUUGAUUCCGACUGAUGUUCAGGCAUAGGAAAGUACCAUUGUCCUCUAAACACUUUGGUUCUUCGACAUGUGAAAAAUGUUCACGAUUUAUGCAAGGCAAUCAAAGUGUUGCAAUUCGGUGAUGAACACAUGCAGGCAAGAUACUAAUCUACUAAUCUACUAAUUGCCUCUUGCCACCCAGGUGAAAGAAUUUUCAAAUCACACACCAGUUUUGAAAUCCUAGCUAAAAGCAUGCAUGUGCAGGCCUAGAGUAAUACAACUGCCAUGAAGUGUUUUGGUUUUAUGACAAAUUAUCGUAAUAUUUGUAAUAUUUUAUCUUUUAUAUAUAUAUAAAUAUAUAAAUAUAUGUGUUCCUGCAACCUUGUGAUUGCAAGACCUGAGUAGUUCAACCAUCAUUUAAGCACUUUGGUUUUCUGACAAAUUAUUAUGAUAUGUGCCAGGAAAUCUUACUUAUACAAUAUUGUUUCAUGAUUUGAUGCAAUAUGAAUAUGUGAAGAGGUGUAUAGAGCAGUACUACCUUCAUAACCAAUUAAAAAACAAAAAAUCAUGACAUAUUAUGAUUUAAGCAAGGAAAUCCAAGUUUUACAAAACAAGUUGCUAAAUUCUGAUGGUGUGCAUGCAUAGAGCAAUUAUAUUGUCAUUUAAGUAUUUUUAUUCUUUCACAAAAUAUUAUUUUCAGGUAGUUGAUGAUGGGCAGGUUUAAAGCAGUACUAAAAUAUGCGUUUGGAAUCUAUGACUAAUUUAUGACAAUUUACAGUCGUAUAUAUUGUGUUUUAUGCAAGGAAAUUUGUUUGAAAAAUUUGAAAAAUUUGAAAAUGAAUGUUAUAUGUGAUGUAUCAGGCUUUGGCUACUUUUGUUUGUUAGAUUUUUCUUCAUUUUUAAUAUUGUUUUUUAUAUGAACUCUCUGUGAAAGCAUAUUUUGUCUCCAAACCACAAACAGCUUGCAAAUUCAUUGAUAGAACAACUGGAAAAUUAGGUGAUUUCUGUAAAUAGGGAAAAAGAUUGUUAUUUGAACAUUUUAGUUUGGCACACCAAAACUUCACAUAAAUGAAGGCUUCAAAUUUAUUAUGUGACUUGUGUUUCUAUAUGUAUCAUGUGGUUCUAAUGGUACACAUGUAUUCCAUUUUAAUUUUGCAACCUCUUGUUAUUUUGUUGAUGUACAUUUCUUUAAUACACAUUUUUUGUUUGUGCUUGAAUGUCUUUUGAAUGACUUUAAAAUCGAAUAUGCAAAUAUAGAAUUUAUAUCCAUGUAUAACGUGAAUUAACUGGUCAAUGAAGAAAGUGGUCAGUUUCUAAUAUGGUUAUGGUGUCUUCAAAGUGUGUAAAAUGUUUGUUUUAAAGUAAUCUUGGAAUUUAAAAAAAAAAAGCUGGGAAACAUCUGGGAAUGGUGUUUUCAUGACAACUCUGGAAGCCCUGUGGAUUAUGAGACAUCUGCUAAUGAAUUAAGCUGCUACAUGUCAAAAUCUUUGUGUUUUGGUUUUGUGUUAGAUACCAAUACUCAAAUGACAUGUUCAAGUACAGGCCAUUUACUUGCUCAUCAAUAUCGAAAGACAUAAACAGAUGACAAUCACCAUUGUAUCGUCAAAUUAGGCUAUUCAGAAUUCAUAAUAAAUUGAAACCUUAGCCACUGUUCCUGUACAUUGCCAUUAAAGCUUAUUUAAUAUCACCGACAUAAGUCUAUCAAUGUAAUACCGUGUUGAGUUCAGAAUCCAUACAUGUAUAUUGUACAGAAUUUGCACAAAUGUAACAAAAGGGAAUAUCCUCUUUAUAGUCAUACAUGUUUAUACAUAAAUUUUUGUAUUCUUUUGCAUUGCUUUUCCAGGAAUAUCAAAAAAUUAUUUCUCUAACGAAGGAAGAAAAAUCACAUCGUGAAUAUUUUACCAUUAAUGUCUGAUGCUACAUACAUCAUAAUAUAAAUAACCUCUGCUUAUUCUUUAUUCGGUAUCGCCUUUGCCUGGGAGAGGGGAAUGAAUUCUUCCCAGCAUUACUGAUUGGGUUGUGCAGGUGGACCACUUCACCAGGGUUUUCUCCUACAUUUUAACAAAGAGUACAGUGGAUUUUUAAUGAGCAAAUUUGGUGGCUCUCCUCCACACGGGGCUUCUGUUUAACAUCCCAGCCAAGGGACAGAGUGGUUUCCACUGUUACGUAGCCUGGCUGCAUAAAUUAAACAUUGGAGGGGCUCAUUAUUAAAAUUACAACAAAGGUUUCAGUCACCCAACUGGGUUCGAUCUGACCUCGCAAUCUUGAGUUCGAUAGGCAGACGCUUUACAGACUGGGCCAACUCUUCACCUCUUUCUUCCCUUACAGCGGGACUGCACUACUUGUAGCUACUACAAAUCAACAAUGCCUAAGCAGUAUCUGUUGAUUCCCCCAUGGUCCCCUUUUUCUUAUGUUAAUUGAGAGCUGAUUUGAUGAGAUAACCACCUGCCAGUGACCAUGAAGGGAGGUCUAAUCCCUCCUGGCCGAACUAGUGCAGACAGGCUUUACGUCUUAGCCAUAUGAAAGGUCACACAUUUUUAAAUGCCAAUAAAAUUAUUUGAUGUGAGUGCUCAUAAACCUACGCAAAACCCUCUUGGAAAGGCAAACUGGAUGCAAGCCAAAAGAUCACCAGUUAACAUGUACAAAGAGAAGUCUACAUGAUUAUUACUCUUCGUGAAAAGUACAUGACAGUAAAUAAUUUUCUUUAUUCUUGGUUAUCUUGCCAUGUUUGAAACAUUAAAUGGAUAUUAUAUUAAAGUGUGUGAUGCAGAACGCAUGAAUAUGUUCUGCUGAUUAUUUAUAAAGAAAGUGAAAGCAUGAAAAUGUAUCAAAUCUUGCAUAUUCCUGUCAUUAAUGAUAAAUCAUCCUUGCCUGAAGUAUCGAAAUAUAUUUUACAAUCCCUGAUGAUGUGGAAGAAAUAUUGUUUGUAUUUACACCUGACAUAAAUUGCCAUAAUAGGAAUUAUGAAUACUGAGCAGGUUUUCUUUGAAAUGUGCCUUUUCUCUUGAUUGUCUCACUUCAAUAUUCCAAUUAGAUCAUAUAAAAGUUUAGCAGGUCUACCAGUCAUAUGCUUGCAUCUUGAAAGAAUCUUUGGCAAGCUUAUGUUAAAGCCCCACUGACCUACUUGUAUCUACUUGCUCCUUCUAUAUAGAAAACUUCCCCAAUAGGUGCCUGUUGGUCCCCCAUGAUCCUCUUUUUCUUAUGUGAGUUGAGAGCUGAGUUAAUGAGAUAGCCAUUGUCAGUGACCUCGCUGUGUGGUCUAAUCCCUUCUGGCCCAGUAGUAUUGACAGUCUUUAAAGUUUGAUUGUAGAGUACAUUUAGAAAACAGUGUAUGCAUUAUUAGGUUUUUAUAAUCACAAUUCCAAGGCGUAAGUUUCUUAUAGAUAUGGAUUUCCUGAAAAUAUAAGAGAAAUCCUAGACCAAAUGAAGUUCUGUCUUUUCUUAUACGAUGCUCAUGCAUCAACGUUGUAUCUACUGUAUGUAUUCAAUCCUCAUCGUUUUAGUCAUUUUAGCUGUAUUAUAUUAUCUUUUGUCAUUUGAUUUUAUUCUUGAUAUUACACUGAAGUUUUGAAAUAUUUACUAAAAGUUAAAAUUGUUACAUUCAAUUUGUUUAUUUAGUAGAUGUAUUGUGGACUAUCUUUACAAAUUUAUGUUUCUAUUUGUUCUUAGAGCAAUAUACGGUAGUAACUAAAAGAAAAAGAGAUUUAAUCUUAACAAAUUUGUAAUUUUUAUAUAAUUGAAAUUUAUGAAUAACAUAUAUUU